Cooperia oncophora is the source of this 285-nucleotide messenger RNA. NCBI's taxonomy places the organism in Eukaryota, Metazoa, Nematoda, Chromadorea, Rhabditida, Trichostrongylidae. The record is from the annotation of a GenBank genome assembly.
AUGAUACGUGAUGCUGCUGAACAAGAUGAAGCAGCGUCUCGGCGUAUGGAAGAAGACGCGUUCGAUCGCGAAAGGCAAUCGCAACGACAACGUCAACAGCAGCUGAAUUUGAAUGAAUUCAAAGAACGACAACAGGCUUUACAACAACUCGAACAAGACAUCGGUGAUGUCAACCAAAUCUUCGCCGAUUUAGCGCGAAUAGUACAUGAUCAAGGCGAUAUGGUUGACAGUAUUGAAGCAAAUGUGGAACACGCUCAAAUUCACGUAGAACAGGUUUGUGCCUAA